Messenger RNA from Achroia grisella, 3192 nucleotides. RefSeq names its product cryptochrome-1-like (gene cry2). Gene Ontology annotation, molecular function: DNA binding; FAD binding. Gene Ontology annotation, biological process: negative regulation of DNA-templated transcription; circadian regulation of gene expression; entrainment of circadian clock by photoperiod. The coding region runs from base 598 to 2910 and encodes 770 amino acids. The record is from RefSeq and is a predicted model, not a curated record. Lineage: Eukaryota; Metazoa; Arthropoda; Insecta; Lepidoptera; Pyralidae. The transcript has 10 exons. Gene Ontology annotation, cellular component: nucleus; cytoplasm.
CAUUUAAUUCUUAAUAAUAUCCUCUAAAGUCCAUUUUUUUAAGUUUAGUGUACAGUUUCCUAUAGCAAGUAUUAUAUUCCGGUCUUGGUUCAAUAUCGAUUCAAACUAAACUGUUCAUAAUUUACUGCUUGCUCUUUUAUUAUGGCUUUAUAAGAUGUCUAUAAAUUAAUUAUCGGUUAUAAAUGUUAUGUUUGUGCGACUGUGUGUACAAUGUCUAGGCAGGUCACGUUAUAGUCACGUUGCAAGCGGCGUGGACUUAUUGACAACUUUGUUGUUUUCCAAAUUUACAAUUUAUUCUCUCAGACAUAGAGGAACCUAUUAUCUUAAAGUAUUUUAUGAACGACUAUUUUAUAGUUUUCAACUUUGCGUAGCAAAUAUUUUAAAGAUAAUUUAUAAAAAGAGUUAAAUCAGUGAUUUUAUCUUAUAAAAUAUUUAUUGUAGAAAGGAAUGAAUAUGAUAAUGAACUUGAUUAUUCUUUAGUGUUUUUUCAAUAAUUCGUGUUUGUGAGAAACAUGUUUAUAUUUAGUAAUUUCAUAUAAACCUGUAGUGUAAUCUUGUCGAAUUUAUUCAGCUUGUACACGCCAUGUGGUCAUAGCCAUGUCAGCUACCGCAGAGACGCUUCCAGCGUCCGGACCCCGACCACAUGCUCCGGAGGUUCCUCCACCUGCUGGAUCAGCACAGUCUCGCGCUGGCAAACAUACCGUGCAUUGGUUCCGUAAGGGUUUACGACUACACGACAAUCCUGCUCUAAGAGAAGGUCUCAAUGGUGCAAUCACGUUUCGAUGUGUUUUCAUAAUAGAUCCCUGGUUCGCCAGCUCUUCUAAUGUUGGCAUAAAUAAAUGGAGGUUUCUCCUACAGUGCCUGGAAGAUCUUGAUACUAGUUUAAGAAAGUUGAAUUCUCGUCUAUUUGUGGUUCGUGGACAGCCUGCAGAUGCAUUGCCAAAGUUAUUCAAAGAGUGGGGUACUACAGCCCUCACCUUUGAGGAAGAUCCUGAACCAUAUGGCCGUGUUCGUGACCAUAAUAUUAUGUCAAAAUGCCGGGAAGUCGGCAUUACAGUCGUAUCUCGUGUUUCGCAUACGCUGUAUAAGUUAGACAAAAUUAUCGAAAGAAAUGGUGGUAAAGCACCAUUGACAUAUCAUCAAUUUCAAGCUUUAAUAGCUAGUAUGCCUCCACCGCCACCUGCGGAGGCUACAAUUACCACACAAAUAUUAAAUGGUGCCACAACACCAGUGGCAGAUGAUCAUGAUGAUCGUUUUGGGGUGCCUACUCUUGAAGAACUUGGUUUUGAGACUGAAGGCCUUAAGUCUCCAGUGUGGCUGGGUGGCGAAAGUGAAGCGUUAGUUAGAUUAGAAAGACACCUGGAAAGAAAAGCUUGGGUAGCAUCAUUUGGGCGGCCUAAAAUGACACCGCAAUCAUUAUUAGCUAGUCAAACUGGCUUGUCGCCUUAUCUAAGGUUCGGAUGCUUGUCAACAAGACUGUUUUACUAUCAGUUAACAGAGUUAUAUAAAAGAGUAAAACAAGUACGACCUCCACUAUCACUACACGGUCAAAUUCUUUGGAGGGAGUUCUUUUAUUGUGCUGCUACUCGUAAUCCGAACUUUGAUCGUAUGGAGGGUAAUCCCAUAUGUGUUCAGAUACCUUGGGAAAAAAACAACGAAGCUCUUGCGAAAUGGGCAAGCGGUCAAACUGGAUUUCCAUGGAUUGAUGCAAUAAUGAUUCAAUUAAGAGAAGAAGGCUGGAUACAUCAUUUAGCACGACAUGCGGUUGCUUGUUUUCUUACCAGAGGUGACUUAUGGAUUUCGUGGGAAGAAGGUAUGAAGGUAUUUGAUGAAUUGCUACUUGACGCUGACUGGUCAGUUAAUGCAGGCAUGUGGAUGUGGCUGUCUUGUUCGUCAUUCUUUCAACAGUUUUUUCAUUGCUAUUGCCCUGUUCGAUUCGGACGGAAGACUGAUCCUAACGGAGAUUUCAUCAGGAGAUACAUUCCAGUAUUGAAAAACAUGCCAACUCGGUAUAUACAUGAGCCCUGGGUGGCGCCGGAGUCCGUACAGCAAGCGGCACGCUGCACCAUCGGCCGUGAUUACCCUUUGCCGAUAGUAAACCAUGAGAAAGUCUCGCAAAUAAACAUUGAGCGUAUCAAACUAGUUUAUUCACAGCUAGCAAAGUAUAAACCGCAAGCAACACUGAACUCUCAAGCACUACAAAGACCCAAUGUUAUGCAAUCAUCUCCUAGUCCGACUUCUAUAAUCACAAGUAUAAAUCAAUCAAAUUACUUGUGCAGUCAAACACCAGAUUCACAAACUGCUUCUCAAGUGUAUAAAGAAACUACAACCCAUGUAUUUCAACAACCCAACAAACAUGUUCCAAGACCUGAAUCUAAGCAACAACAGUUCAAACAAGUUAUUGUUCAACAAAAAUCCAGUGUUACUCCAGGACCCACCAUAAAGAGCCCUCAGCAGACUCCAGAAAACUAUAUAUUGAAUGGUCAGUUGGAUGCGACUUACAAAGCCAAUGAGAAGCCAGACACAUUACAGUCUACAAACACACAAGAAAAUUAUGACUUCAAAAAUCUCGCUAUAAAUAAUUAUAAUCAAAAUUAUUUCAAUCGAGAAAAUUUUCAAAGUGAACAAGUAAAUGGUGACGGAUACCCAGAAGCAUUAAAAAAUAGUAAUUAUGUUUAUGUCAAACCUAAAUUUUAUCUUACUUCCACUGAUAAUGGUGUAUUAAAUAAUGAUGCAACUCAAAAUUUUGCGCCUAUGGCACCUCCUCAAAACUACAUAAAAGAAGAAAAGCCUGCUACUGAAAAGCCGGAUGAUAACACGCGUUUAACUGUAAUUACCACAAAUUCCGAGAAAGUAUACGAAGAUGCAGUAGAAGAAACCAAUAAGUCUACAGACAAUAUUGCACCUUAAGCUCAUUUUCCUUAUUCUAAAAAACAUUAAGAAUAAUCAAUUAAUAACAAUAAUAAAUAAGUCUUGUAGUUUUACAUUAUACCUACGCGGUUUUAAACUUUUGAAUUUAAUAUAUGACAUAUUUGUAUAACUGAAUAUAUACUUACAUUACAUUUGAUAAAAAUUAAUAAACUUAUUUAUUGAAUAUUGAACUUAAUAUUAAGUAGACACGUAAAUAAUUAACUGACCUACUAUAUAGGUAUUUCUUUUAAAAUAAAUAUUAUAAGUAGAAUUGACAAAUGG